This is a messenger RNA of Panicum hallii, 2415 nucleotides long. RefSeq names its product putative wall-associated receptor kinase-like 11. Gene Ontology annotation, biological process: protein phosphorylation. Gene Ontology annotation, molecular function: protein kinase activity; ATP binding. The record is from RefSeq and is a predicted model, not a curated record. Lineage: Eukaryota; Viridiplantae; Streptophyta; Magnoliopsida; Poales; Poaceae. The transcript has 8 exons. The coding region runs from base 179 to 2173 and encodes 664 amino acids.
CGUCAUGAUGCCGACGGAUGAACUGCGUUGACGACAUAGGCCGGGCUUCUGGCUUGACUGCAAGCUGGGCGGCAGUGUGGUUGCCAAAGUUCCUCUGAGCACAGGGCCGGCCUGCAAGUGCGGGCGACAGGAAGGCAAAAAUCACUCACUGCUUUCCAUCACCUUUAUUGGUCUGUUUAUGGAUUACCAAGGGAAUACUCUUAGAGACUUUCUUAAAAGCAAUGGUCAUGUGGUGCUUCAGAGAGUGAACAAUAACUAUAAUCUGAGAUCUUUCACAGAAAAGGAGAUAGAGCACAUUACCAAUGGAUAUAGCACUUUGCUGGGCAAAGGGGCAUUCAGUGAGGUUUACAGAGGAGUAUUAGAUGAUCAACUUCUGGUGGCAGUAAAGAAAUACAAAGAUGGGACCAGGAAAGAAGACUUGGCCAAAGAGGUGAUUGUGCACUCUCAAAUAAAUCACAAGAAUGUGGUAAGGCUUUUGGGUUGCUGCACUGAGGAAAAUGCUCUAGCGAUUGUUAUGGAAUUUAUUUGUAAUGGAAAUCUUGCCGACAUCCUUCAUCGAGGUAAUGCUAAUGGCCAUGUUUUCUUCCCUCUGGACAGACGCUUGAGCAUUGUCAUUGAGUUAGCUGAAGUGCUAUCUUACAUGCAUUCAAUGUAUAGUCCUAUUCUUCAUGGGGACAUCAAACCAGAUAAUAUACUGCUCAAUGAAUUUUUUGCGCCGAAGAUAUCAGAUUUUGGAAUAGCAAGAUUGAUUUCUUCUGAUGGGACCCAGCAAACCCAAAAUAUCAUUGGUUCUAUUGGUUACCUGGAUCCUCUGUACAGUCAGACUGGGAUUCUAACUCCGAAGAGUGACGUAUAUAGCUUUGGGGUUCUUUUGGUGGAAAUGAUUACCAGAAAGAAAGCGGCAGAUGGGAACACUUACCUCAUUCAGAAUUUCAUUGAGGCUUUUAAAAGAGGGAAAAAAGUAAGGCAAAUGUUUGAUAAGGAAAUUGUACAUGGAAAAAAAAGCAUAAAGGUGCUUGAUGAUAUUGCAAAGCUUGCAAACCAAUGCUUGAUAUUGGAAAACAGACAGCGCCCAGAAAUGGUUGAAGUGGCAGAUAGACUAAGGAAGUGUAUGAAAGAUGUGCAGCUGCGCAGGAGGGAAGAAAUGCCUGAGUCUUCAGGCAGUAACUACCCUACCAACCCCACCAAAAAAGAACAGCCCACGCAAGUACUGGCCAUUUCCCUUGAUGAACUAAAGAAAAUCACCAGGAACUUCAGUUAUGAUACUCUAAUAGGACAGGGAUCACAUGCUGAAGUUUUCCUUGGAGAGCUGAAAGAUAGCCGGAAAUGUGCGGUUAAGAAGCUUGAUUAUCCCGAAGUUGAGGAGCUUGAAAACGAAUUCCUAUUGAAGGUUCAGUCCAUUUCAAGAUUGGAGCACAACAAUGUUGUUCAACUUCUUAGCUACUGUAUAGAAGGGAAUGUCCGUGCUCUUGUUUAUGAGUACUCGUCAAGGGGUUCCUUGCAUGAUAUUCUUCACGGUGGCAAAAAGGGUGCCGUGGGAGCCCAACCAGGACAAGCUCUUUCAUGGGCACAACGAGUGAAUAUUGCCUUAAGUUCUGCAGAAGGGCUUGAGUUCAUCAUUGAGAAGGCGGAGCAUUGCAUCACUCAUAGAAUCAUCAAAUCAAGAAACAUACUUCUCUUUGACAACGAUGUUGCAAAGGUUAUUGGAGAUUUUGGAGUCUUCAAAUCAAACCCUGCUGACAAGAUUGACCCGGACAAUACAUAUGAUUUUCCUCAUAGGCCUGACUUUGGGGGUUAUGGUGCACCUGAGUUGAUAAUAACUAGACUGUUUAGCAACAAGAGCAACAAGAGCGAAGUUUUUAGCUUUGGGGUUGUGCUGUUGGAGCUUUUAACUGGUCGUAAGGCACGUGAUCGUAGACAACGACCACGUGAUCAGCAGGACCUCGUGUCAUGGGCAAGACCAAAACUCGGAACUCGCAGGGUGCACCGAUGCGCAGAUCCAAGACUUAGAGGAAAAUACCCUCCUAAGGAUUUUGCCAAGAUGGCUGACAUUGCGUCCCGCUGUGUGCAAUACGAGGAGGACUUCCGGCCCAGCAUGAGCAUGGUCGUCAAGGAUCUGCGCACCUUGCUGCCAGGCAUAUUAGGCACAGCAAGCGGCGCCCGUGGAGAGUGAGGCUUGUUGCGACUCGCAAACAUCUUGCUGUAGGGGCAGUAGGGAGUUCCAUCCAACAUUUCAUUGGGCGACCUUGGUGCUCUGACGCAACAGAACAUUGUACGUAUUGCCAUCGUCUUUCUUUCGCUAGGCUUUUGUGCUCUGUAAAAUUUCAGUGCCUACGGAUGAUGCAAUGUCUCUUGUGUACGCCUCCGUAUAAAUAAAUGAGCAGCGAGGUGGUCGUGAUAAGCCAUCUUCAUUCA